AUGCUGUCCAGGACUCUCAUCAAAUCUUUGCCAUUGAUGGCAUGCGCCUUCGAAGGCGUCUCCGCCCUUUCCAAGGGCCAUGAUCUCUCAUCUGCGGGAUAUAUGGAAACAGAUCAGGGUACAACAUGGCUCACUGAGUCCGGCUCGACCAGCACCAUCGAAGACAUUCUCGGGGCCGGUGGCAUGGACAGCGUCAGGCUGAGGCUCUGGACCGGCGAGGAUUACGGCCUCGACUACACCCUCAACCUCGCCAAGCGCUUCGCCAACGCCGGGCACAAGAUCUACCUCGACCUGCACCUCUCCGACACGUGGGCCGACCCGUCCAACCAAGCCACGCCCUCCUCCUUCGACACGUCCGACCUCGCCGCCUCGGUGCGGUCCUACGUCUCGUCGACUCUCCAAUCCUUCACCGACGCCGGCGUCACCCUCGACAUCCUCUCCAUCGGCAACGAAAUCAUCCAAGGCAUGCUCUUCCCCGCGGGCCAGAUCGCCGACAACGACUUCUCGGGCUUCGCCGCCCUCUGGGCCGCCGCGCGCGCCGGCGUCGACGACGCCGUCGCCGCGGGCACCGCCAAGCCGUCCGUCAUGAUCCACCUCAACAACGGCUGGGACGAGGCGACGCUGACGUGGUGGUUCGACGGCCUCUUCGCCGAGGGCACCGUCACGGCCGACAUGGUCGACGCGCUCGGCGUCAGCUUCUACCCCUUCUUCGACACCGAGGCCACGACGGACGCGCUGCAGAGCAGCCUCGACUCGCUCGCCUCCGCGUACGGCAAGCCCGUCUACGUCGCCGAGACGGACUGGCCCGUCAGCUGCGACGGCGUCGACCUCUCGGCCGACUUCUCCGUCGACGCCCAGGGCCAGGUCGACUGGGUCGGCGCCGUCGUCGACGUGCUGAACAACGUGCCCGAUGGCUUGGGGGCGGGCGUGUUUUACUGGGAGGGCGGCUUCAUCAACAACACGGCGCUGGGCAGUGAUUGCGAUGAUAACAUCCUGUUCGAUGUCAACUGGGGUGGCAGCCCGGCUGCGACGGCGAGGUCGUCGGUGAACAUGUACGCGUAA
Molecule: messenger RNA, 1062 nt
Organism: Diplodia corticola
Lineage: Eukaryota; Fungi; Ascomycota; Dothideomycetes; Botryosphaeriales; Botryosphaeriaceae
Product: arabinogalactan endo-beta-galactosidase
Exons: 2
Coding region: 1-1062 (353 amino acids)
Biological process (GO): pectin catabolic process
Molecular function (GO): glucosidase activity
Source: RefSeq, a predicted model, not a curated record